Porites lobata is the source of this 15420-nucleotide messenger RNA. Lineage: Eukaryota; Metazoa; Cnidaria; Anthozoa; Scleractinia; Poritidae. The record is from the annotation of a GenBank genome assembly.
UGCAGACCUAACACGUCAUGGGUCAAUAGAAUGCAAUUAAAUUUAGGCCUGAUAAAUAACGGCGCCUUCUGAGAAGCAAAUCAAUCUUUCCACACUCCAAGGUUUAUUAGUGUAUUGCUCCUCAUAUAAAACCAGGAGCCCAUUUUGCCUUGAAAUUGAACCAAUCACGGUGUGAUUCAUUUGACUGAUUUGAUUGUGCUUUUCAUUCCACAUGAGUUGUUGUUUUUUUUAAUGUGAGUUGUCAGGAUGUGAUAUUGUUCGCUUUUGCGAGUUAUUCGGUGUAGAAAGAUUACGUAAGGUCCGUAAGAGUAAAAUCGUUCUCCCAUACCUGUCAUCUCACCACUUGCGGUGAUUACAACAUAAUAGGUAGGUCUGAUUGCCCGAAUUUAAACAUAAUUGCUAUCUGAUCUAUUUCUGGCCCUGGAAUGCACAUCUAGUGGAUAUUGAUUGUAACCGCUGUAUGCUAUUGGCUAUGGCCACAGAUAAUAAUAAUUUUUGUUUUGUUAUGAGGCAUUUUCUUGUAUGCUCUAGAGCAUUCAUGAGUCAUUUUUAACCACUCUUGACACUUUGCCAAAGCAAAUUUUGAGAUAAAUCUUCCUGGUCAGAGUCUACCCUUCAAAGAGGGUUUCCAGCUUCCGUCAUCUUUUUGACAACGAGACAGACAACGAGCAUUAGGCGUGACGGUCAACAUAUAGCCACACACGUGACCAGUAAUGUUUUUUCAGUAUCAUAUUUUUAAAUUAUUUUUUAACAGAUCGGACAGUUCCUGACGGUUUACAGCAGCUAGUCUCACACAGAACACAGACGACAUAAGGAGCAGUCACUGAUCGAAGAUCUGUGGAUAAUGACAAAAUUUGCGCUAAAUGAACUUGGAAGAUACAUCGUUGCAGUAAGUAUGGGGCACUCUGAUUCAACACUAUUCAGCGUGCGUACCAGCCGUACCUCGGUUGCCAACUAGAUUAGCAAUUUCCUGACUCAAAGGACAAUUUACAAUUCAUUUUGGCUAUUAAACUCAAUUUUAAAAUCCUUAAUUUUAUUUUUGUAGGUAGCUAUCUUAUUGCACGGAGUAAUGAUUUAAAAUCUCUUUGUCACACAAUGACAUAUGAAGGCAUAGUCUGAUACGGCAGGAGGCAAUAGGUCGAACGCCCUGCUUGUUUUUCUCGUCUUUUAUUUCAUGCAGAGUUUGACCUCGUAUUUUACCGCUCUGUUUGAUGAUUAAACCGGAGAGCAAACAUUGAAAAUGUGCUGAACUAUUGCGUAAAACCCUAGAGCGAUCAAUAUCAUUAUAGACUUUCUUUCCUCUAGUAGUUUAGGAUUUAAAUUACAACAAACGUAAGUCCGCUUUCAAUGUGGCCUUCAUUUAAAACUACUCUCUUAGCUUCAGACAUGUUAAGACACCACAGUGUGAACCACAAAAGCAUUCCUUUCACAGACGCAGCUUGGCAGGGAAUGAAGGAACUGUUAUGCGUUUUUUAAAUACGCUUUUCGCUUUUAUUCACUGCCCAUAUAUAUGAAGAAACUACAAAGGACUUGUUAUACUAUUGUUACUUGUCUGCGACUAUAUUCAGAUCUAUUCAGGGGACAUCAUGAGGACCACGGCACAGAUGUCCCUGAAUGGAGGUUGGCUGGGGUUUGUUAAUAAUUCACCUACAAAUAAUAUAUGUAAAUUUUUUAUUCAGCCUUGGAAUCUGCUGCAGUUGUUAUUUCAAGCAGCUACAUAAUGUAUUAAAAUCAGAUACGUAUCUCUGCGAUAUUUUGUAUUGUAUUCCCACAAGUGCAGUAAAUCAAUUGACCACUCCAGAAAUGCCAUAACAUACCAUAAUGCUCUUUGUUUGUCACUCCAAAAUUUUGCAUAAGCAUUUGGCCCCAAGAGAAACUGAAAACAAUGUUUAUGCAGAAUUUGGGGUGACAAACAAAGAGCAUUAUGGUAUGUUAUGGUAUUUUUUGGAGUGGUCCAUUGAAGUGAGAUAGUUUACCGUUAUGUUGUGAAAGCUGUCGUCAUUGUGACGAGUGCACACUUGAGCGUAACAAUGCUUCCUGUAGUCAGACAGUUUUUGAGCUGAGGAGACUCCUCAGAAUUCUGGACCUAGAAAUAGUGUCCCUUUCCCCGCCUGAAUACAGGUGUCCUUUCAAUUGAGGUAACAGAUACAAUGAUUAUGUGAACAUUUUUUUUUUGCGCACUAAAUUUUGUGUCCCGUGAAUGUAACUGUCCCCUGAGACAGAGGUGUCCCAAAGAGGAGAUUCCAGUGUAUCUCAACUUAACCUGCCAUGGGUGUUUGUUUUUUAAGAGCAGGAAAAACGCUUUCCUACUUUCUAAAUACAAUUUGAUGAUAAAUGAUGGGUUACGCUGGGGUUACGCUAUUUGAUAAAAUAUCUAAAGGUAGUACGCACGUUCUCGGAUUGGUUAAAAACCUAUGGUUUAUUGUGGCGAUAAACUCAUAGAAACCUGAAACACGACUCCCUUUUACUCAAAGUUAUAUUAUUCAUGCAAUGAACCACAUGGGUCUACCGGCGUGAUAACCCACGCGGGAUGUUGGGAGAACACGAGAAAUGCUUGUAAAUCCGAGCCGAAGGCGGGUGAUUAGGUUUCUCACUGAGAAUCACGUACCUAUUUAGUCUCAGUGUUCUUAUGACAGCGUAUUUUUGCAUUUGAUUUUGUAGCUGGCAUGGAUGACAAUCAACACAUACUUAUUUGUAAGCGCUUUCAUAGAACUUGAUACCUCGAAAAGAAACUUUUACCUUCGAGUUAUUGUCAAGGUAAGUGCUUUUUGUAUUCACAAUCUAAUAGAGAUGUAGUGUUCACUUAUGCAAAGAUCUAGAUUCGAAUUAGAUCUGGGAACCCCAUGGUUUGUUUUUGGAACAACAAGAUCUGGAUGUCUUUCUUAAGACUUCCGCCUCUGAUCUUAACAUUCCAGAGUAGCACUUGCCUUUCUUUUGUAUUGUUUCCCAAAUUCUGUUAUUCAAACGGAAGAAUCGACAACUACCAAUACACUUUGUAGCGAGCACCGAUUGAAAUGUAGUGGUUUUCCCUUUACUUUAUUCUAACAGGAUGGUUUGGCUUGGGCUCGUGCGUCUGCCGCUGUGCUAAAUUUCAACUGCAUGCUGAUUCUUUUGACCAUGUGUAGAAAUCUUCUCUCAUCUAUUAGAGGCCUGGGGGUGAGUGAUACUGAGCAGUGAUAUCAGUGAUGACAUAAACUUUGUUUGAUCGUAAAUGAUAUGAAAACUCUGCGACAUGACAAAACAAUUUUUUUUUUCAUGCAGGACUUCAUUGUUACCGAAUCUAUACGGAUUCAAAAAGCCAGUAAUCAUCCUCUAUUGUGAUCUCCAUGAAUUCAGAUACCUUUCUCGGAAGCAUGUUUCUUAGCGAUAGUUGAACCAAUAUACAGUCGGCUUUAGCUCAGGAGAUUAUAGUCCAUCGUGGACUACCCUUAGUAAUACUUCGCUCUCCAUAGCUCUAUUUUGUUAAAAACGAAGGAAGAAUCGCCUGAUCGCCAAAAUUUGGCUCCAGUAUGAUUUAGAUUUUAUUGUUGAGAAUUUGUCCAGCUGGAGGUUGCAGAUUCAAGGUUAAAGGAAACUGAAAGUUGUUCAGCCGUCAAUGAAACAUUUACGUUUCAAUAAUAAGUAGAUGGCAGAGUCAGUGAAAUUGCUAGAAGAGCAAUCAGUAUCAAAGUAUGUAUAUUUAACUAAAAAAAGUUUUUUUCUGUUUGUUACGUUGAGUGUAGUGUGGGCACAGUGUUUUGCGACUACUGGACAAGCACGUCACUUUCCACAAGUAUAUUGCAUAUAUGAUAUGUCUUCAAACAGGUUUGUACGACACUACAAAACCAACAUUGAUUUAUAGUUCCAAAAUUUUGUUUCAUCCAACCCCCUACGGUGGCCAACCAACUUAAUCAACUUAGUUGAAAGAUUUUUUUAUUUUUUGUUUUUGAAAUUUCACUGCUCUACCGAUGCAACAAGCAGAUGUUUCUUGGAAACUAACCCGUUGAUUUACUGAUUGAGUAGAGAGUUAGUUAUAGUUAGCUUGUUUAUAGAGGCUGCUUGUUGGCAUUGUCAGUUCCCGGGCUGAUCGUGAAACAUCAUUAAUUUCUUGUCCACAGCUAUCCAUAUAGUAGCUCAUGUUUUCAACGUGGAGUUUUUCAUUUCAUCAUACGAGAGCGAUGAUCGUCUUGUCGAGAGGUUGAACAUGUUUGAAGAUAGUGAUAACGAUACUUAUCUUAACCCCAUAAGAGAUACAAACGCGGUAAGUAAGACGUUCUUAUUCUUACUCACUCAGUCCAGUACUGGUGAUCGCUGAGUCCGCCUGACGUACCAGUUAUUGCUUGUUUGUUUGUUCUUUUUUGUGGUACUCACACUUACUGUCGUUUGAAUUUAAAAAGUUUUUACUGACUUUUCGUUAGGUUCCAGUUGUGGUGCUGUGGAAACUUGGUAGGGUUCUUUUAUUUAGUUGUUUUGAAAUUAAUUACAAAGUAAAGGCAAAGGACUCUGCUUCCGUUGUUUAACCUUGCCUACAAGUUCUUUCUUUCCUCAAAUACAAGACGCACAUUAUAAUUUUUAUGUCUCUAAACAUGUUUUUGUAUUGUUACAAGAGAAUGAAUUCAGUGAUUUUGUGACGUCUGUUACAUUGUUUUUCGUUGGGAGUGGUCGGAGAAGGGCGCUUUUUUCAGCGUUUUAUUGCAAGAACGGGAAAAAAGAUCAACUCCUCAUACUUUCCUUUCAAUAUAUUUCGGCAGUUAUUAUUUUGGAAAUGGAGUUUUAUUAAUGGUUAGCCCUUUCGUGUCGACUCAAGACUCAAAUAUUUUAGAGGAGUGUUCUGUUCUUCUUAAAAGAUGCGGCAAUAAGCUGACGCUUAUUCAAAGAAAAAAAUCUAGUCAACUCGCUUUUUAAAAUCUGGUCUAUCUGAAUUAUUUGCGGCCCCAGAAAACUGAUUAUUUUUUCUUGUUGUUGCACACUUACUCUUUAUCUUGACUUAGCGAUAGGUCUAGCUUGACAAGGACUCUUGGUGGUCGAGUAAAUUGAUUAAAUGUUCCGUUUACAUUUCAGCUUCUGGUGUAACGGGAGCCGUGAUCACUCUUUGCCUUAUUUUGAUGGUAUGUAUGAAAAUGUUCUGCAGUUAAAGUAAAGCAUGUACCGGCUACAACUAAAUAUUUAAUUGGCUCACAUAACCGUUAUAAUUCCCCUAAUACCCAAACUCUCUCUUGUUUAUUUUGAGCGUAUCCGCGUGUCACUUGUAAGUCUUAUACAUGGUGAACACUGCAGUAGCGAAGCGAAAAACUGUACAAUCAGUUUAUCAGAAUCCUAUUACUUAUAUACACUUCUUUAGCUUAUCUUGAGACUGACUGCUUCUUUCACGUGGAUAUGAACGUUAAUUUCUUUGGGAAACAAAACAAAUAAACACAAAAAAUUAUUUUUUAAAAGACAGCGUAAAAACCAGGCUGGUGCAGCGGCGAUUGACUCCAUCAAAGAGAAAGAGUGUUGUUCUUUAUAAUUUAAAAACCCGAUUGUUAUAAUUUCCGAUUGUUUUGUUGUUGAUAUGUCUUACGAUACAUCUCAAUAGGUUGGGUACGUCAAAAACUAGACGUCAAUAAGACUAAGUAUUUAAUAAAUGGUUCCUUAGAUGAAAAGUAAGGCCUGUUACGCGGGAUAGUAGAAGACUGAUUGGUGCCAAAGCCGUCACAAAUGUUGGAUUUAGUUCGUUCAAACUUUUCCAAUAACAAAUAUAGAAAAAGAGAGGCGGCCCCCCAAAAAUGAAGCGGGCGGGAACGAGAAACAUGUAGUUUUUUUAACUUGGCAUAAAAAUAAAAUUACUCUGUAAAGUUCAUGAAGUUCAUAAAGUUGUCGCGUUAAACUGGUUAUGGGCCAUUAACACUCUCCAAUCAGUCAAUGAGCUUUUUCAUACAAGCACAACUGGAAAAUAUCACGAAAAUGCACUCGGUCUCUAAGCGGGUAGACCGGGAAACUAAUGAACCGGCAAACAGAAAGUUGCACUGUCGUCUUUUAAUCAACCUAAUCUAGCCACGUUCAAACAAAGUAACAUUGAACCUACAAACGUUGGUGUCCCGUAAUUCUCAGGGAAGAGUUAAAAACGUGUUAGUAUGUUUAUUCACAUUUCGUAUCCUUGACCGACCAUGCUAAUCAUGAGACCUUACCAAACGAGUGUUGCCUUGGGGAUUAGAAGUACAAAUUGAGAUUGUUUUACCCGACAUUUAUUACGUAGAUUUGCUUGUCUCUUUCACUGUGUGACGCCAAAAGGGGCCGAAUUUACGGCACACAUCUCUUCUUAAAAAGUAUGUUAUAAUUAGGAUCCUUAACAAAAGUCUAUGUAAAUUUUUACAGUUUAGUGCCCACAUACGGUUAACUGAUCAGCCUUUGUGAAUGCUUCCCUGCAGUGCGUUUAAAUACUGAAAUAGGUCAUUUCAUUUCAACUCUGCUUGCUCUCAUUCUUGAAAUGACCACUUACAUGUGUAACAACGGCUCCGCGCUGGAUUGACUCAUUCUCAUCACAAAGUUUUGAAUGCGAUCGAGCAAUGCUUUCCUAGUUCAGUUGAAAAUUGACCGAAUUGACUGGAUUAGAAGUCUUAAGGGACUUUUGAAUUAACCUAGGAAGGAUUCGCCCGAUCGCAUUUAAAGCUCCGUGAUCAGAAUAAACGCCUGGUUAGCUUGCCACCUAGUGAGCCGGUGAUAAGUGCUGUCUAAGCACGUGACCAAGUUCUGUAAAGGGUGUGAGACAGCGAAAAUUCAAGACCUCGUUCAGCAAAGGGCUAAUUGGAAAGAAUUAAGGGUUCAUUUUGCAUUCAUUGUUGUUAAUCACCUAAUGCAUGAGAAAAUGUUUAAGAAAUUCCACCCCUGUGUAAUUUUAGAAAAAAGUCGAUAAAAGUGUUAUUAUACCAUGGAACCAGUUUAUGAACCGAUGUCCCACUGUUUUCACUAAAUUAUCUCAUGGUCCAUUGUCCUUGUUUCAGUUGUAGCGCAUAACAUACUUGCUCUUUAGGCGGCCGCCGCCAUUUCCGACUGAGUUAUCUUUAGUCCCCGGCCUGUGCAACUGCUGUGAUUUCCUUUACGUUCAGUGAAGAUUACUGGGGCAACCACCAUUGGUAAAUUCAACCAUGAUUCAGUCAUUAGAGAGAUAGUUCAAUUUCACAUCCAUACACCUCUUCACUAAACAUAUGGAGCACUUGCAAUUAGUUUGUAGCCGGCAAUGAACCGAAAACACUCAAUUUUUCAUAGCUUACAGUUAUGCGUUUUAGAGACUUGAAAACUGGAUUCAUGUAUAUAGAAAUAUUAAACGUGAAACACCUUAUUUCUGUUAUUUGUUUUCAGGUUUCUUCAUCGACAGAACUUAUAAGGUACAUACUGAUUAUUUCAUCAGUGGAUCAGCUUUGUUAGCCUAGUUAGAAACUGAGAUGAGUUUUACUGUUGUUUUUGUUUGCUGUGUUGUAAGCUCCUCAUUUCGUUCCAACGCUAGGUAUCUAGGCCAGCAUCUGUACUGAAAUCGCGAUGCGAAUCAGUGUAUCUUAAAAAUCAAUUUUGCUUGGCUUGUAUAACCUGUAAGAAAGAAUGGUUUGGAAUAGUGUUGAAACAGUAAAACUAUGUACUAAUCUCCAGUUGUUUUUCCUUAGGCGGUCAUAUUUUGAGGUUUUUUGGUACAGCCAUCACCUUUUUGUCAUCUUUUAUAUUGGACUGAUUCUUCAUGGUAUAGAGUAAGUAGUGAACAUUAACAAAACGAAUCCUUUAAAUAUACAAAAAAAGAAAGGAAAAAGAAAAAACGUCGAGUUUAUAGCUAUACUAUGCUUCGUGAAAUCCUGCAAAUUACAUACCAACGCCCAUCCCUCAUUAAAACAUAAAAUGAGACUGGAUAUAACAUUUAACGACUUUUUUGGUAUCAAAAAACCGGAACGAUGGAAAGGAGAGUUUACCAUCUUGUUAUUGAGUAAUUUAAUUCCGACUUAGAGAAUGCACAAGUUCUUUUGUUAGUAUUCAUAUAUAAAACAUAUCAAAAACAAACAGAGGGACCGAAAAUCUGCAAAAAGCACCCCAAACUUUGUAAUUUACUUUUUUCUCGGUGGUGAAUCCGCGACUCUUUUAUUAGGGAAUUCCAAACUUUCACCCUUCUUCACCGUUCACUUGUUUUCCAGUAAAUCUCAUUACAGGCAAAUUUGUUCAUGUCCUUGAGCCAGCUCAGGAGUGCUCUAUACUAGCAAUCAGUUUCAAAGCUCUUUAGAUCCGCAGCUAUUCAAAAUAGAUUAUGAUCUGAUGGCUUCAUUAACGGGGAUGGAGAGGCUUACAAUCCCGGAAGGGUCUCCUCCUUGGAUCCGUUACUGUUGCUUGCACAUAGCUUCUUAUUCAAGGCGUAACCAACAAGUCCCUGAUUUUGUGUUUUUUAGGGGUAUUGUCCGUUUUCAGUCAAACGUAGAAGACCAUGACCCAGAAGUGUGCUCCAAGAACUUGACCGCGUGGGAAGAUAUAGAAAGUCAGUGCUCUACUCCUCCUCACUUUGUCCCCUUUGGAAUGAAUGUAAGUUUUAACUUCUAAUCAGGAUGUUCCAACAAAAGAAGACAGCAGCAACUCUGCCGCUCACUCUGCUCCGUUAUUGAUCACUACCCUCUUAUUCGUCUUAUUCAUGUUUCGUUUUACUUUGCAGACGUGGAAGUGGGUGGUUGGGCCUAUUUUCUUGUACCUCAUCGAAAGAUUUAUCAGGUUUUAUCGCUCAUUCCAGGCGGUUAAAAUAAUAAAGGUAAGAUAUCAGCCACCUGCCUGCAGUAUUAAAAGGAUUUGUUUCUUUACCGCUUUACAGCUGGUUUUGUGACUCUUGCCUAACUUUUCUCCUUUCGCUUUGUUUCGCUACUGUAACAAAUUUCCUUUCAUCCGUAAAGUAAAAUAUUCUGUAAUAAAUAAUGUAAAGUUUAGGUGCAAGACCAGUGCACUGAAAAAACCGUGUGCGAUCAUCAGUCUUGCUCAAUGUCGGAUCAAAAAGGAUCGCGAUCAGUCAAAAGUACUAAAAAGUGUACAUUUUUGUGCAAAAGACAACUGCAAGGACUGAUCAAACAAAGUGAAGAUACGGUAGUUACAAUGAUUUCACCGGAAUGGCCAAUAUAGAUAAGAAUACCAGUAUUCAUCAGGUUUCUUAGGAAAAUCACGAAUUUACAGAUGCAUGGAAGUGACGUAGUAUGGAUUUCACGCUACUUAAAAAAAUAACGUAAGGUAAAGUGGAAUUUAGUGUGGCGAGAUGAAUCGAAAAGAGAGACUGAACGUGAGACAAGAGUGAAAAAAAAACCUCGAAAACAUUAACAACGAAGUUAACAUAGUUAUAUAUCUGUUGUGACUGGUAUAGGUUGUUAAUCAUCCCUCUAAAGUUAUUGAAAUACAAAUGAAAAAGGCUGGAUUUCAUCACGAGGCUGGACAGGUAUGAACUUUUCAGUUUCUCAUACUUUCAUUGAUUACCAGUCUAUAAGUUAGAGGAGUAGAAUUCUCCACCAGUUUCUUCAUUAUUUUAUUCUAUUCUGUUCAUUCAAUAAAGAAGCAACAAUAAUGUUGACUGUCUUAUGGUUUUUUGUUUUAGUACAUAUUCCUGAAGUGUCCAAAGCUUUCUCAUUUAGAAUGGCAUCCUUUCACUCUUACAUCGGUAAGUCGACAGUAAGUUGCAUGACUAAAGAGACUUUACAUUAGUAAGCUUUCACUACUGCCACGGUUGCACAUCAUCAGCAACAAGAACAUGAUUUUUGUAGAAGGCACGUUUUUGGGCCUACAUGUAUUUAGUUAAGCAUAUCACUCAUCCUUUACACUUCAGGAAAACACUUCGCAUGAGUAGGAGUUGGAAUAGUGGCGGUCUGAACUUACGCCGAAAGGCAAUAAAACUUUCUCGAUCUGGGACUGAAUGUCCCGUUAACAUUUUAAAAACUCAAAAUUGAAAUUCCGGUUCUAUUUUGCAGUUACUUUCAAUGAUUUUUUUUGCGUCAAUUUCAAAAGAAGCCAAGGCUUGGACAAUCAGUUGUAAGCAUGAAAUAACUUUCUGGGUCGGAAAAGGAUAGCGACUUCAGGGGCGUAGCGUGAGAUUUUGAAGGUGUACUCACACGGGGAAGAAACGUUGUAGCACCAAAGGUGACCUAAUGUAGGGGGGUCUGUGGGCAUGUUCCGUCAGAAAAUGUUUCAAUUUAGGGUCUCGGAAAUGCCAUUUCCAGCGUUUUCCGCCGGACAUUUUCAGUAAAAAAUUGCUCAGUUGCUUACUUUACCCCUCCUGUGUAGUCUGGAAGGUGCAUUGGUUACGGGAAAAAAGGCCAAUUGCGCCAUCAGAAUUAUGGAGUAAUAAAAGGUAAAAGAAAUAAUAACACAAAGACACCAAUAUAGUGCGGAAAAUGUACCAGUCAUCCCGAUAAAAUGAUGAAAAAGACUUUUUCAGGAGAUAAAGAAUGAUUAACUUUUCUAUAGUUCAGCUGCAAAUGUACUUAUCGCAUAUGUGCGUAUAUGGACGCUUCGCUCCUGGACUUUAAAGAAUCGAGUCUCCGAAGACCGUUAAAACUCAUUAAUGUCGACAUAUAACUGAUAUGGCAAAUGAGACAGAUUCUCGUUUCUUGAACACAGAGCAAUAACGAUGUGAAGUGGACUUAAUUAAGUAACCACGAACGGCAAAAAUGAUUUGACAUGUCAGUUAAAUUGAUUGUUUCUUUGGGAUUUUUUUUCUUCUGUCAGGCGCCUGAGGACGAUUUUUUCUCUGUUCAUAUUCGUAUAGUUGGAGAUUGGACAGGUAAGGGUUAACAAUGUUUACAUUGAAGGUUAAACGUCUAAGCUGCAGAUGUUGAAAGUGACCUGUUUAUUUAUUUUGUAUCGUUAGGAGGAUUGGCUAAAGAAUUUAAUGGAGAUGGAAAAGAAGCAAGAAGUCUUGCUGAUAUGCCAAGGUCGGUUAUGAAGAAGCCAUAAGUAGAAUUUUUACUGCUUUUGCUCCAUGUCUCGGUUCUACCAAGCUUUUCAAAAUUUCUAGAGAGAAUUAUCUACAAUCGAUUGUAUGACUAUUCAACUAAUUUACAUAUUCUCUGUGAUAACCAGUUCGGCUUCAGAAAAAAACACUCUACCACGCUUGCCUUGAUUGAUUUGCAUGCAAAAAUAUCAUCUGCUAUCGAUCGUGGUGAAUUAGAGGUUGGUGUCUUUUUAGAUCUCUCGAAAGCUUUCGAUAUAGUCAAUCAUUCCAUCUUAUUUGUGCUCCUCGGAGAAGCACAAAUAUGGCGUCCUCAUAAUGAGCCCUAUAAAUUUCUGUUACUCAUUUUGAAGAACAACACAGCUGCGGAAAACUGCACAGACAUAAGACUUGGCCAGGUUGUUAAUUUAUCGAUAUUCUAUAAUAUCCAUAAUUCUUGGCUUCAGACAUUUCACGGUUUUGAUUUUAGUUUUUGAUGGCGUGACAGUGAAAACCACCAAUACAAUGGUUAUGUUUCGUCUCGUGCUAAUAGCAAGUGUGGCGUUCCCCAAGGUUCUAUAUUAGGGCCAUUGUUUUUUUCUGCUCUACAUCAACGAUACAGUGUAUUAUCAACGCGUCAACAAUAUUUCAAUUGAUAUUAUUUGCCGAUGAGACAAACGUUUUUCUGUCUCACACGGAUAAAGACUGCUUGAUCAGGUAAAAGAAACAGUUUUCUUGGGAGUAAUCAAAGAUGAAAAUUUAAAUUGGAAUUGUGAAAUCUCACAUGUCGCCAAUAAAGUUUCUAAAUCCACAGGAAUUAUUCCUAAAUCCAGUUUCUAUUUAUCUACGAAACCUUUACGAACAUUUUAUUUUUCUAUAGUAUAUCCAUACUUUCUUUUACUGUAACUUAGUUUGGGCUUCAACUUACAGAACUAACCUUAUUCGUCUUGAGAUUUUACUGAAACGUGUGACCAGAACUAAAGCUAAAACUCCUUUCGAUGCACAUACUCAUGAUCCAAUCUUUCAAAAUCUAAAUAUCUUAAAAUUUCAUGAUAUAUACCUAAUACAACUAGGCUUAUUCAUGUACACCUAUCAAAACCAUACUUUACCUGUAAAAUUUCAUUUCAUUUCCUUACAACAUCAAAUUCAUUCGUAUAAUACAAGAAACUCUUAUAAAUUUCGUCUGCCUUUCUGUCGAACUCGAAUCAAACAAUUUUCGGUAUUUUAUCAAGGACCAAAAUUUUAUAACUCCUUAAACACCAACAUCAUCAACUCUUCCUCCCCUUUUUCCUUUAAAAGAUCACUUAAUUUGUAAAAAUUAUUAGUAUACUCUAAAAAAAAUCUCGGGGAAAAGCUGUUUAAUAUUCAACUUCCUUAAUUUUGAUUGUUAUUUUAAUUUUCCAUCUAAUAAUAUUUUGUAUCCGUUGCCGUAAUUUUUAGGCCAUCUUUGAAAAAUUGUAACUGAGGAGGCCUUAUUAACAUAACCUUCAUAGUUUCCUUUAGGCAUCCUCGGCAUUUCUUCGUACAUUUUUUGUAUCUUUUUGUAAUUGUAAUCUUGUUAUAUGUAGCAAAUAAAUACAAAUAACAUGGACAAUUUUUCCUUAUUUUAAAUAUUGGUAGUAUCCUAUUAUCCACAUUAGACGAAUUAAGUCCUUUAUUACUGUUCAGCUAAUCUGCAAUAGCAUACCAUAAUGAUAAUGAUAAUUGCGUUGUUAAGGAAAUCGGCGUCCUGUAAAACUUAAUGAAAUCAGCAGUUCCGCCAGACGAACUUGAAAAGUAUUAGGAGAAGCAAUUUGCUGAAGAGAUUAAAUACUCUCUCACAUUCCACUUUCUUACUGAUUUAUCCCUAUUGCUAUAUUUUAUGAUUCGUAGACUUGCAGUCGAUGGCCCUUUUGGAACGGCAAGUUCGGUAAGUUCCAUUCAUGCUUGAGUCUUUUCGAAUAGCUUAAGGCAAAAUGUUGUCUUGUAUCCAACUGCCAUUAUAUUUAUGGCGCCUGUUAGCCGUUUCAAUCUAAAGUCACCGGAUUUCUUAUAAGAACUGAGUCUUUUUUUUGUUUCCCACGUAAAGCCUCCACCUCUGAACCCGCCACCCGUGCACCCGCACCCGCACCCGUCUUUGGCGGGAAUCCUGUAAAGAGAUGUUUUAUUUUAUUUGAUGUUUUUUCUAUGUAUACUUUUAUGUAGGACGUGUUCAAGUACCCUGUGGUCAUGUGUAUCGGAGCGGGUAUUGGAGUGACACCUUUCGCAUCAGUUCUUAAGUCUAUAUGGUAAGUUAAUUGUCAUAAAAUUUUAAAAUAACAAAUAAAGAUGUCAAGUAGAAGAAAAUAUGGUUAUUAUGCGCUUUAUGUUUCAUCAAACUACCAUCAGGCGACUUUCGGGACAACAUAUGGCGCCUAUUAUAUUAAAGUUAAAUUUCGUUGUCUUCAGUUUCACCCAUUCCUCACUUACAAGGUGCUCAUUUAAUGCCAUAAAUGUAAUGGCGAUACAUUUGUUACCCAGGAAGUAUUUAUGUGCAUUUGUUCCAUUCCUUUAUUUUUCCUUUAUUCCAUUCACGAAUAUGGACUUCAACGUUUAUUUUUGUCUCCAGGCAUCAGCAUAAUCAGAACACCGUUAAUCCAUUGGUGAAAAAGGUCUACUUUUUUUGGAUCUGCCCUGACACAAAUGCCUUUGAAUGGUUCACAGAUCUUCUACAGUACUUAGAAGACAGGGUAAGUUCGAUUGCAACCAUGAAAUUUUAAUAAACUCAUUUUUUCAGUAAUUAGCAAAAUCUUGAAUUAUUAUAGAAAGUGCCACCUUAUGGUUGCUGAUAUUUAUUUACUUAAUCUAUACCUCGGUGUUAAGAUGGGAAUAGUUACUAAUCACACUUCAGCAUUUAUAACUCGCUCAAACUUUAUGUUUGUUUGUUUAUUUGUUUAUUAGAUGGUUGCUACUGGAAAUGCAGACUUUUUGGAAUACAACAUUUACCUUACCCGAGGAUGGGGUCCAAAUAUGGUGAGCAGUGUAAUUUACUAAAAAAAAAAUUGUUGUAUGAAGAGGUGGUAAACAUAGUACACCACGGAAAAAUAUAAGAGUAUUUUAGUUGGUAUUAAACUUAUGUGGAGUUUUCCGUGUAACUUACUAGUAUAAGUUGCGUUUCUGCAGCCAGAAAAUUGUUAUUUAGAGGUUUGUUUUUUAGCUUCUAAAUCAUUUUGCUCUCUACGAAUAGGCACGCACCAUUUUCCUGCGCGAGGACGAAGAGGAAGAUAUCAUUACAGGUUUGCAGCAGAAGACAAAAUAUGGGCGGCCAGAAUGGAAAGGAAUUUUUAGCCAAGUCGCCAGGAAUCACCCAAGGUUAGUGUUAGUGAUGUGAUAGCCUCCCAAGAAGACUGCGUUCUUUUGGCUCGUCACGCAUAUUCCGUUCGUGCAUGAGGCUGGAACGCGCCCUUGGCAACAGUGAAAACAGUGCCGCCGAGGUGUGGUUUCAUGGGCCAUGCUGCACUAGUUGAUUCUCGUUGCCUCUGAGUAAUAAUAAAUAAUUAAAUUAUUUCAUUACUUACAACGCGCAAAUUCGCAUAUGUAUAUGAUCAAAUGAGUUCAGCUCUUCAACUAUAUUUGUAAAUAACUAUCCAGUUGCGGCCGACCGAUUGAGAUUUAUUGAUAUGUUCCUUCAGCGUAUACUUAAGGAUCCACGCAGUACUUAACUUGUAUCUGGUUAAUUUGCAGAACCAACAUCGGGGUAUUUUUCUGUGGACCAGCUGUCCUCUCUCAUCAACUCCACAAGGAAGCUAAUGAGCACAGUAACGAUGCUGAGGGUGUUAAAUUCUUCUACAACAAGGAGAACUUUUAAGUUAAAAAAACUUUCUAAUUUAUUGUCUGUUAUAGUAUUAAUACCUUGCAAUUAAAUACAAGUAGAAUCUUUGGUUUUCGGCUUUAUAUAAAGUGUAAACAAGAAGAUUAGUUUGUAACAUGAAACUUAUGUAUUUUUUGUGUGAAUAUUCAGUUCCUGGUAUAUACGCUAAGGAUCACAUACUAGAAUCAGUGUCGUGUUGCUAGCGGUGUCGCCCAGGCAGAAAACGAGUUGCCGUUUGCUCUUUAGGUGGGCAUUGUUUGGCGGCUCAACUGAAAGAAAUAUAAAUAUUUUUAAAUACCUCCUCUUGUGAAGAACGUUCAGCUGGUUGAUUUGUGUUUAUAUCAUUGCCACUUUUUGUUCAAUAAUCAAGAUCGUUUGGGCAGGGGUCCAAUAUGAAACGAUAUUCUCUGAUCUAAUUGGAAGAUACGAAACUUAUUCACAGGAGCUGGGUGUGGUGUAGACCUUCAACAGCAAAUAAAAAACUUCUGCACUUCAGUGAUAAAGUAUAAGUAAGUGUAACGAUCAUCUCCUUAAAUUGAUCAUUUUAUACCCUCGCAGGAUAACUUUUGUGAGGAAGGUUGGCUGUGUGAUUAUUUGUUCUUUGCCUUCUCUUUACUUACAUGUAAAUCUAAUUAAAAUAAUACAUUAAAAAGGAAAAGAAAAAGAAAUGGAUGUACAUCUCAUUAAAAUAAUACAUUAAAAAGGA